This is a messenger RNA of Megalops cyprinoides (Indo-Pacific tarpon), 633 nucleotides long. RefSeq names its product arachidonate 5-lipoxygenase-activating protein (gene alox5ap). The transcript has 5 exons. Bases 49 to 516 code for a protein of 155 amino acids. Lineage: Eukaryota; Metazoa; Chordata; Actinopteri; Elopiformes; Megalopidae. Gene Ontology annotation, cellular component: endoplasmic reticulum; nuclear envelope; membrane. The record is from RefSeq and is a predicted model, not a curated record. Gene Ontology annotation, biological process: leukotriene biosynthetic process. Gene Ontology annotation, molecular function: glutathione peroxidase activity; glutathione transferase activity; enzyme activator activity.
AGCAGCUGACAUUGCUACUGCUUAGCCAGACUUAUUCUCAGAGGCACCAUGUAUGUGAAUGUGAUGGAGAACAUCUUCCUGUUGGUCCUGGUCACUCUGAUGAGUGCGGUUCAGAAUGCAUUCUUUGCACAGAAAGUGGAGAAAGAAUGCAAAACACACAAUGCAAAAACAGCCGCUUUUGAGCGUGUGUACUGUGCAACGCGAAACUGCAUGGAUGCGUAUCCUACCUUCAUUGCAGUUAUGUGGUGUGCUGGGAUAUGUUUAAGCCAAGCUCCAGCGGCCUUUGCUGGACUGAUGUACCUGGUUGCUAGACAGAAGUACUUUGUGGGGUACAUGGGUCAGACAUCUCAGAGCACACCAGGUUACCUAUUUGGCAAGCGUAUCCUCUCCUUCCUGUUCCUCAUGUCUUUCGUGGGGGUUGUAAACCACCUGCUGGCCCACUACUUUGCCACAGACUACAAGGAUUACAUCCAGACCAUCACCAAGGCUGCGUCUGCCCUGCUUCUCCUGCCCUGAAGAGGCACUGUCUGAAGAAAGAGGGCCUUUCCGCACCAAUGGGUGGGGUUCUGUUGGCAACGGCCUUCUCUUUGUACCUUUUCCGUAUGCAUUUAUAUACACAUUUGAAAUUAUGAA